Molecule: messenger RNA, 2339 nt
Organism: Scleropages formosus (Asian bonytongue)
Lineage: Eukaryota; Metazoa; Chordata; Actinopteri; Osteoglossiformes; Osteoglossidae
Product: SH2 domain-containing protein 4A
Exons: 8
Coding region: 273-1202 (309 amino acids)
Cellular component (GO): cytoplasm
Source: RefSeq, a predicted model, not a curated record
AUGGAAUGCUGUGAUGUCACCAGUCAUAUACAAAGGCACGAGGACACAUCCACACUUGGACUCAGCGGCCGAUCGACUCCCACUGCAGACCCUCCACACCCUGCUCGCGCUGGAUGCCUUCUCGUGGGGUGUGUGCGGCAGGGGUGAUCGCCAGGGCAACGGAGCAGCGGUAGAAGGACCGUUUGUGCCGAGCGGCCUCUCUGCGGGACUUUGCUCCUCUGGUCGCCUCUCCCCCUCGGAAGCGGUAAAAGCCCCCCCACAACACCGUCAGCAUGCUGCAGCAGAUCCUGCAGGACAUGUACGUGGACCCGGACGUCCUGGACGCCCUGAACGAGGAGCAGAAGAAGAUCCUCUUCCUCAAGAUGCGGCAGGAGCAAGUGCGCCGCUGGAAGGAGCGAGAGGAGCGGCUGGAGAAAGAGGCCACUUUGGCCCUCAGACCGAAGCCUAAGAAAGUCCUCAGUAAGAAUGUGAGCUGGCUUCUAGGCCGGGAUGGAGACGUCCAUGUCUCUGUGAUCGGAGAGCUGGACGAGCUGGACUCCUCCAGAGGCCCCCGCUCCGGUUUCGGGGAGAAGAAGCCAUCGAGUCCUCGCAGCAACAUGUGGGUGCCGUCAGAGAGUCUCAGGAGCAACUCGGUCAACAGGAUGCUGACAGAACCCGUUCGGACCGGGAGGGAGAACCUCCCGCCGGGCACACGGGACGGGAUCGAGCUCAGCUUCAGGGAGAACACAGAGGACUUGAGGUCAGGCCCUCACUUGCACCCCCUCCAGGUGCUGGAGAAAGAACAGCGGCCGCUGUCACCUGUGAAGGACGCGGAAAAGGUGAUCGAUUCAGGUGGUAUCGCGGACCCCCCGAAAGCCCUGGGUCCGUCCAAAGGGCCGCAACUCAGGAAUGUGAGCAAGACAUCUGUCACAGCCAAGUGGGACCUGCUGGACUCACAGGAGAGGCAUCUCGGUCCAGUAGUCAUGAGAGGCAAACUGUGUCCUCAGGACUCGCUGGAUCACCGCAGGGUGAAAGGCCGAGAUUUCCGCCUGGGCCCCGCCUCUUGCCGACCGGACCCCGACGGGGAGGAGGGGGGGCCCGCCGUGGCCCGGGGCCGAGUGGCGGCCCUCAUGAAGAACUUCAACGUGCCCAGCCGCUCCAAGCCCCCGGUGCCCUCGAAGCCCACCCACCUGCAGCUGCUUGCCUCGCCCUCGCUGAGGUGAUCCCGAGGGCACGGACGUACCUGCGGAGACGGACGCCCCUUCGCACGGCCUCGUGGGACGGCCGAGGGACAAGCGGCCGUUCGGGGCUUUCGCUCGUCCGUUCACACGAAUAUCGGCGACGCCAUCGAGGCGCUCCAUUUUUUCCCUCCCUUUUUUUCCACAUCGUUCUUGGUUCUCGGCUUUAUUUGCACGUAGCCUUAUUACCGCAGUGUUUUAUCCCUCUGUCAGAUGCUUUGGCUCCGCCUGUGAGAUCUGGUGACUUGCGUAUAUUUGACGGCGCGGCCGCUCGGCUCGGGUGUCGUGAAGCGCCGGCGAUCGGGCGAGGACGACUUGCCUGAGCCUGCUUGCAGAGGAUCGAUAGCGCCGGGCCGGUCCUCCCGCAGGAGGCGCCGCGGCCGACGAGCGACGGCGAAAGCGGCGGCCCGGACGGCACCAGCCGGACCGCGAUUAUUUCUCAAGUCACACUUCCCGUGGCCCCUCGCACGGCCAAUUUAUAUGCGUUCGCCUCCAUCGGCCUGCCGACGGGCACAACUCCGACCCCGGGGGUCAAAGGCUAGGGGGGCGAGUGGCCAUAUUCCUGGAGAAACCAGCUGCCGGGUCGCGCCGGAGAGUUGCUUUUAACCCAGAAGGAGGAUAAUUGUUCACAGAACCGGUCUGCAGGUUAUACGCCACUUUUAUGGAUCGCAAAAAAAAAAGAAAAGAAAACGGACGGAUGGCGGCUGCUCUGGUGAGCGCCGCUCGAACCCGUCACGUAAACGAGGCCAUUGAUCGGGGCCUUCACCUCCAAACUUUCAGCCGCUGUCACGUGACCUCGGGGUGCCGGCUCCGCCCACUCCGGGCGACCGCAGCGCGUUCCUGCGGUUUGAUCAGCAGUCAGCUGGAAGGUCAAUGAAACGUGUUUUCUUCAGGGUUCAUCCUCACUGUGUGUGCGUGCAUGCGUGCGUGCACACACGCCUCCUUUCAGCCGCUUAUGUGUCCAUCAUAUGUGUAAAGUGCAGUACUCCUUAUGUUACCCUUUCGUACAUGCGGGGGUGUGUGUUGUGUUCGGCGUGUGUGACGGCGGGACGUGCCCCCCGCCCCCCCACUCACCACUCCGUGUCACAGCCAUGUUGCAGCACCACAAUAAAGCAGUUGACC